Brienomyrus brachyistius is the source of this 4420-nucleotide messenger RNA. RefSeq names its product ADAMTS-like 2 (gene adamtsl2). The record is from RefSeq and is a predicted model, not a curated record. The transcript is spliced from 19 exons. Lineage: Eukaryota; Metazoa; Chordata; Actinopteri; Osteoglossiformes; Mormyridae. Gene Ontology annotation, cellular component: extracellular matrix. Gene Ontology annotation, biological process: extracellular matrix organization. The coding region runs from base 66 to 2918 and encodes 950 amino acids.
GCCUGCACUGCUCCAGAGCCCCAGGACUGCAGCUAGCAUCCAGUACCUUCUCUUUACUUAUAAGGAUGAGAAUCUUCUCGUGGGCUCAGUGUAUGGAGGCCAGCCUAAUGCUGCUGGGUGUGCUGACCCUCUCAGUGUCUCUGGGAAACAUCUCUUCUAGAGGACAGGAAGAGGGUGUGGCAUCCAACAGCUUGGAGGAUGAGGCAGAAGUGACAACCUACUGGUGGGGCGAGUGGGCCAAGUGGACAGCCUGCACACGUACUUGUGGAGGAGGGGUGAUGUUCCAGGAGAGGCACUGUCUUAAACAGAGGAAGAAAUCCGUCGCUGGGAAGGAAAACGUGACAUGCAGCGGCACAGCGAAGAAAUACCACCUGUGUAACACUAAGGACUGCCCAUCCACUGGCCGAAGCUUCAGAGAGGAGCAGUGUUGGUCCUUCAACUCGCAGCUUUACAAUGGCAGAAGCUAUCACUGGAAACCUCUCUAUCCUGACGACUAUGUCCAUAUCUCCAGCAACCCCUGUGACCUGCACUGCACUACACCUGACGGCCAGAGACAGCUGAUGGCGCCUGCCCGUGACGGCACGUCGUGCAAGUACAGCAACUACAGAGGUGUCUGCGUCAACGGCAGGUGUGAGCCUAUUGGAUGUGAUGGAGUUCUCUUUUCACCCCACACCCUGGACAAGUGUGGUGUGUGCCAGGGCAACGGCAGCAGCUGCAGCCGAAUUACCGGAAACUUCCGACGGGGUGCCUCCAGUUUGGGUUACUCCUUCAUCACACAAAUCCCCGAAGGCUCUUGGGAUAUCCAAAUCAUAGAGAGAAAGAAGUCCGCUGACGUUUUGGCUGUCACAGACCAGGCUGGGAACUUCUUCUUCAAUGGUGCCUACAAAGUGGACAGUCCACAGAACUUCCAGGCUGCCGGGACAAUCUUCAAGUACCGUCGUCCCAUGGAUGUGUACGAGACAGGGAUCGAGUACAUCGUGGCCAAGGGGCCCAUCAAUCAGCCCAUCAACAUCCUGGUGUGGAAUCAGAAUGGCCGGACCCCCUACAUCACCUAUGAGUACACGGUGCUACGGGAUCCAGUCGCUUCUGUCCCUCUGGUUCAACAACGUUCCGAGACCGUAGAGGACAGGGGGGGUGGAGAUUCCUCCCCAGGGGUGGGGCGACUGGCAGUCAAUGGAGUGGAGCAGAACACGAGUGCAGCCGAGAUGGAACAAACAUCCAACAUAGAAGCAACAAGAGAGCAGAAGGGCCAGGAGACCAACGAGGUGUACAAAGGAAUAAGCACUGUGACCUGUGCGCAGGAUGGCCUGACCUCAUGUCAAUACACAGAAAGGAAUGACUCCAGGUCAGCUGGUGCGACUGGGCCUGUAUUCCCCGCUGACCACGGCCCUUCUGAGGAUGUGCCAGACACCGAUAACCUCAUAUGGACUGUACUGCUGGGCAAAGGCGUUGGCUCAGACGAGAUGUUUGUCAACCUCUCAACCAAUCAACUGUUGUCCCAAGGAGAGGGACUGUACUCUUCAGAGAACGAGCCUUUAGAUCUAGACUAUAUAAGUCUAGCACAUGGAAACGUCAAUGCCAGCGAUGGCACCCUGCAGGAGCUCAGCAUCGGUCGCCGUCGAAACGACACUGGGGAUUUCCUGUUUCACAACCGGACAGCUCUCCCAGGCGUCAAAGGUGGCGCUCGGAUUAACCGUACCAGAAAUCACCAGAAGGCCCCGAACAAGAACCUGAGGCUAAGUGCGGCGGACAUGUACCGCUGGAAGCUGUCCUCGCAGGAGCCCUGCAGCAUGACCUGCUCCAUAGGUGUGGCCAAGUCGUUCGCCAUGUGCGUGCGCUAUGAUGGCGUGGAGGUGGAUGACACUUACUGUGAUGCCCUGACCCGGCCCGAACCAGUUCAUGACUUCUGUAUCGGGAGAGAGUGUCAGCCCAGGUGGGAGGCGAGCAGCUGGAGUGAGUGCUCUCGCACCUGCGGAGAAGGGUUCCAGUUCCGGAUGGUUCGAUGCUGGAAGAUGCUGUCCCCGGGGCUGGACAGCUCUGUGUACAGUGACCUCUGCACCCUCGCAGAGCUGGAGCGCCCCCUCGAACGUCGGCCCUGUAAGAGUCCCACGUGUGGCCCCCAGUGGGAAGUGGCAGAGUGGUCUGAGUGUCCAGCCAAGUGUGGCAGCUCCAGUCAGGUGAUGAGGGAAGUGAGGUGCUCGGAUGAAAAGAAGACAUGUGACAUGUCCAGCCGCCCGCCAUCAUCCAAGAACUGUACGGGUCCACCAUGUGAGCGCCAGUGGAGCGUGUCUGAGUGGGGGCCUUGCUCUGGAUCAUGCGGCCAGGGGACCAUGGUGCGCUACGUAUACUGCAAGACCCCGGAUGGAAGGGUUGUGCCCGAAUCCCAGUGUGACCCAGAGAACAAGCCGCUGUCCAUCCACCCCUGUGGAGAGAGGGAAUGCUCCCAACACUGGCUGGCACAAGACUGGGAGAGGUGCAACACCACGUGCGGCCGCGGUCAGAAGCGCCGGAUCGUUCUCUGUGUGGGAAUCACUGGCGGAAAGUUCCAGACCUACUCGGAUGAUGAAUGUGAGGCUGACAAACGGCCGCCGGAUGAAAGCACCUGCUUCGAGAGGCCUUGCUUUAAGUGGUACACCACACCGUGGUCUGAGUGCACCAAGACCUGUGGAGUGGGCGUGCGCAUGAGAGACGUCAAGUGCUACCAGGGGCGGGAGCUCGUCCGAGGCUGCGACCCCCUGACCAAGCCCGUGGCCAAGCAGACGUGUGCCCUGCAGCCCUGCCCAACGGCACCUCCAGAUGAGAACUGCCAGGACCGGCCCACCACCAACUGCUUCCUGGCUCUGAAGGUCAACCUGUGCAGCCACUGGUACUACAGCAAGGCCUGCUGCCACUCCUGCAGGGUCACUCGCUCCUCCUAGCCCCAGCUGGGUCAUGCUGACCUUCCAAGAUGUGCCCUGGGACGAAGAGCGCCCCCCCCCUCCCCCCCCCAUUCGACGUCGGGGGUGGGGCACAAGCACUGGACUAUGGCAGGUUCUUUCCUCACCCACAAUUUAAUGCCUCAAAUGUGAAAAAUCCAACCCCAAGGCUGCUGUAUCUGCAGUCCUACGGUGCCUCAGAAACAGUCUAUAACCAUCAGUGUUCCUUAACUCUUGGGGUGACCAGUGGAGGAGGCUCCUUUCCCCUCCGAGGUUCAUCUAACUGGGAGUAGGGCAGGUACCCAGUCACGCACCCCUCUCCCUUUGCGUUGCUCCAUCCCGCCAUUCCCAGUAUCUUUCUGCCGCCUCACAUUUCCCAUAGCCGUCCCAGUCAUGACCGCAGUGUCUCCUUGGGGGGGUGCGUGUGCCACUGAGCGGGGAUAGACAUCCAUUGACGUCUUUCUUUAUACGUGAGAGAACACUUCGCCCUACUCCAGUUGAGUAGGGCUCAGACACAAAAGCCAGCAGUGACUUUGAUAUUACAGAUACACAGUUUUGACGACAUUCCACUGCCACGGAAUGACAUGUUAAAUUAUUGCUGAGUGGAAUAUACUGCAUGUCUAUACAUUAUAUUUAUGGUUAGUAUUGUUAUUGAAUGGGGUUUUCCAUGAUGUCGAGGCUAUUGCAUGGCAGAUGUGCAAUAUUGAAAUAAUACCUCUGACUCCAGAAAUAAGAACUUGUACUGUAUGUCCAAACUGAGGUCUGCUCCUGCUUCCCUGCAGCCUGUCCACGUCCUUCCCUGCCUCCCUCCUUUAGCUACAUGCAUAUUAUAUCCAUGUACCCAGGCCGUGUGGCUGCUGGGUGGCAGCGUGCUUCACUGACCUGCUGUUUGGCCGUGAGACUGGAUCUUUGUCUAGCUCUGCGUUGACAGACGGCAAAAAAAAAUAAAUAAAAAAUGCUGGCAAUAGACAGUGGUGUGCAUCAGGGUCUGGCACUUGUGCAGAGGGGGUAUAGAGUAAUUUCAAUAAUAAUAAUUACACAUACCACCCCCCCUUCCAGGAGAAAGCAAUGCCAUUACAUAUCUAUGGCAAUCAUGCACAAAGCCCAGUGGAAUCACUAAUAAUAAUAAUAAUAAUAAAUGGGGAUUAUGUAACAGUGUGGUGCUUUCAGCAUUCUGGUGUGGCAUCCCGACGGAUGGUGACAUCAUCACGAGGCGUCUAACCCGAGCCUUUAACAUCCAGAAGCAUUUGUCACGGAAGCUGUGGCCAGGUUGCAGGAACCUUUACCUCACCCUGUCUUAGAACCCUGUUUUCCAUUGUAAAAUGCUUUCUUCAGACCUUCAACAAGCUAUUUUAUUAUCAAUCAAAAUGCACAAUGUAUACAUUUGUACUUCACUAUAAAUACUGUAAAAUCUCACGUCAUGUAUCUGUCGCUACCAGACGCCUAUAUUUUCACAUGCAUGUUCUUGUUCUCACUUUCAUUUAGUAUUUUGAUUGCAAGUGUUU